Colletotrichum costaricense is the source of this 216-nucleotide messenger RNA. RefSeq lists its product as uncharacterized. The transcript has a single exon. NCBI's taxonomy places the organism in Eukaryota, Fungi, Ascomycota, Sordariomycetes, Glomerellales, Glomerellaceae. Bases 1 to 216 code for a protein of 71 amino acids. The record is from RefSeq and is a predicted model, not a curated record.
AUGGCCGACGACUGGCUCUCUGCACAUUUCUCGGGCUAUCUCGUCCUACAACCUUCCGCCGCCGCUCGACGUCAGCACUCUGGUUCGGUCCGCUUCUCGGCUUCCUGGACACCAUUCGAAUCGGCUCGUCAUUGCAGCCAGGCGUGCGUCGUGCCAGGCUGCCAGGGCCUCUCCAACCCCGGAGAUGGCUUGCUGUCGAUCAAAGUUGAAGACUAA